Messenger RNA from Perca flavescens (yellow perch), 3652 nucleotides. RefSeq names its product ankyrin repeat and fibronectin type III domain containing 1a (gene ankfn1a). The record is from RefSeq and is a predicted model, not a curated record. Gene Ontology annotation, biological process: establishment of mitotic spindle orientation; regulation of establishment of bipolar cell polarity. Gene Ontology annotation, molecular function: protein binding. The transcript has 25 exons. Gene Ontology annotation, cellular component: spindle. The coding region runs from base 125 to 3652 and encodes 1175 amino acids. Lineage: Eukaryota; Metazoa; Chordata; Actinopteri; Perciformes; Percidae.
CCGGUUGGCUCAGAGGUGGAACCAGCGUGCGGCAGGAGAUGAUCUAAUCAAAGACCUGACGCCCCUGCUUUACACGGGACUCCCCCGAUCCUCACUUAGCCUGGACAGACGCCUCCAGGGAGUCAUGACUCAGCAGAUGCAGAACCUGCAGUUGUCUCAGAGCAGGAAGUGCCCCGGCGGGCCUGCCUCCCCGAAUGCAGCCAAGCGCCUCUACAGGAACCUGUCGGAGAAGCUGCGGGGGAGCACCUCGUCCUUCGAGGAUACCUACUUCUUCGGCAAGACGGAUCGCCUGCGCAAAGCCUCAACGAUGCAGGGCAGCGACUGUAUCUUCGAGGCUGUGGAGCAGCAGGACCUGGACACGGUGCAGAUCCUCCUCUACCAGUUCUCGGCCGAGGAGCUGGACCUGAACACGCCCAACAGCCAGGGCCUGACGCCGCUCGACAUCGCCAUCAUGACCAACAACACGCCCAUCGCCAAGCUGCUGCUGAAGGUUGGCGCCAAGGAGAGUCCACACUUUGUGAGUGUGGAGAGUCGAGAGGCCCACCUGAGCUCCCUGGUCCAGGAGGCUGACCAGCGAGCAGCAGACCUGGCUGCUGCGGCCCAGAGAGAGGGCCUGUCCCUGGACGCCUGCCAGAAGGAUCGCACCCUCCGAGCCUGGGAGUGGAGGAGCAAGCUGUACCGGCGCAUGGGCUCGGGCUUCCAGCACGCACGCCCCCCGGAGGCCCCAUCGACUGUCCGUCUGAGCGUGAGCAGCAGCACCACGCUGAGCGUUUCCUUCCAGGAACCGACUGGUCUGAACUCCACCGUGGUGACCAAAUACAGAGUGGAGUGGAGCUGCCUGAAGGACUUCUCCCUGCUAGCUGGAGAGAUGGUGUUGGAUAACCUGCAGAGCCUCAAGUGCACCAUCGGCAGCCUCACCACGGGCCGGCUGUACUACGUGCGAGUGUCUGCCUACAACAUGAAGGGCUGGGGCCCCCCAGCGUGCUCCCUGCCUCCCUCUGCAGCCCCCUCCAAUUGGAGGGACAGUGAUGGCCGGGAGCCCCGGAGACGAGGACACAUCGAGGCGAUGGAGCGUCUCCUGCAGCAGGUCCGAGCCACGCACACACACUACUGCUGCGGAGACUCGUCGAAGCUGCAGAACGCCAGCAGGAAGCAGUCGGUCUCCAGGAGCCUCAAGCACCUCUUCAACUCCUCCAACAAGUUCGUCAAAACACUGAAAAGGGGGAUCUACCUAGCUGCUGUGUUCUACCAUAAGGACAGUCUGCUGGUGACAGCCGAGGACCAGAUCCCCAUCGUGGAGGUGGACGACUCGUACAGCAGCAGCCUCAUGCAGGACUUCCUCUGGUUCACCAAGCUGUCCUGCAUGUGGGAGGAUGUCCGGUGGCUGAGACAGAGUAUGUCGGUGUCCAUGUCUUCGUCCUCAACGCUGCAGGCCCGGCACAAGAUGCUCAGCGCCGCCAGCACGAUGCAGAACCUCCUGGGAACCCACAACCUGGGCCGGGUCCACUACGAGCCCAUCAAGGAUCGCCACGGCAACCUGCUGCUGGUGACCAUCCGGGACCUGGACAGCCAGCACUCUCUGUUCAGUGGGAAGUGGAUGCUGGUGACCAAGCUGCAGAGCCAGAGGAAGUCUCUGUCCACGCCGGAGGAACCAUACGCACUGGACAUCCUCAUCAUCACCAUACAGAACAUCUUGGCGUACCAGCGGUGUAGUACCCACCGGUUGGCCCCAGGUCUCUACCUGGGCUACCUGAAGCUCAGCAGCUCCGUGGACCAGAUCAGAGUCCUGGUGUCCCAGAGGACCCCCAACAUGCUCUGCUACAGCCGAGUCAGGGACAACGGCAACGUCUCCAGGGAGGAGUGGGACUGGAUCCAAUCGUUGUCGGCUGCAGGGGAGAGGAGCCAGGAGGCGGAGCCUAGGCCAGAGAGCCACGCCCCCUUUCUGUUCUACGAGCUGCAGACCUCCAUCAAGUCUCUGCUGAAACACCUGAACCUACCUCUGCACCAGGCCCGUCACUUCCGCCUCUACUCCCAGGAGGUGGUGGAGCUGGGUCAUGGCGUCUCCUUCCUGUUGCUGCUGCCGGCUGCCGACGAUGUUUGCUCCGCCCCCGGACAGUCCAACCCCUACACCCCCCUGGCAGGGUUCCUACACCUCCCUCUGCAGAUGUUUGAGCUCGUUCACUUCUGCACCUACAAAGAGAAGUUCAUCAGCCUGUACUGCCGCCUGUCCUCCGUCCUGGACCUGGACGCCCUCAUUACCCAGCAGGCACUGCGGGAGGCCAUCACCGACAGCGAGCUGGCCACGGCCAAACAGAGACACCAGCUCAUACUGGACUACAUCCAGCAACUAGAUGAGAUGCGGCGCGACCUCCGCUGGAUCACAGACGCCCUCCAGACGGCGCGCUACAAGCAGCCGCGCGGCAGCGUGCCGGUGGCCGGCCUGCUGGACGCCGCGGCGGAGAAGACCGACUCGGCCUCCAACACGGACCACCAGGCCACGCCCUCGCCGGAGACACAGCGCCGCAAGGCCAUCAGCGACUCUCUGCUGGGCUCAGAUGAAGACGGGUCCUCCGAGGUCUUCCUGCCGACCGACAGCGACUACGACUCCAGCGAUGCCCUGAGCCCCCCCGACAUGGACCUGCUCUACUCCCCCCCCCAGGAUCUUUCCCAGCAGGCUUUGCACUCGCUGGGCGGCAGCGCCCCCGACGUGCUGCAGAUCCACGAACUCAGGUACAGCGUGUGCCCCCCCACAGACUUCCCCUUCUCCCCUGGGGGGCUGACAGACCCUAACGUGGCCCUCUGGGAAGUUGAGUUUGACACCCCUGCAGCAGAUAAACUAACCCUGUUUCCCUCCUACAGCGUGGCCCUCUGGGAAGUUGAGUUUGACACCCCUGCAGCAGAUAAACUAACCCUGUUUCCCUCCUACAGCGUGGCCCUCUGGGAAGUUGAGUUUGACACCCCUGCAGCAGAUAAACUAACCCUGUUUCCCUCCUACAGCGUGGCCCUCUGGGAAGUUGAGUUUGACACCCCUGCAGCAGAUAAACUAACCCUGUUUCCCUCCUACAGGUACAGCGUGUGCCCCCCCACAGACUUCCCCUUCUCCCCUGGGGGGCUGACAGACCCUAACUUCCCCCCCCCCUCCUCCCCCCUCCUCUUCCCAUUUGGCCUGGCUCGUUCUCCAUCCCUGUCCCGGACCCUCUCGCCGUCUCCCUCCCUCCCGCUGUCGCUCCCCCUCUCGCCGGCGCUGUGCGGCGCCACCGAGACUCUGGAGCCACCGGGGGGGCCCGUACUUAAGCGGAGGACCCCAGCGCUGGCUCCGAGGCCACAGCGUGGAGAGCCACGGCGCGGCCUCGCUGUCAGAAGGCGUUUACACCCGGCAGCCGGACCCGGAGGCGCCAUCGCUACCGGCAACGCCAUCGCUACCGGCGACGCCGACGCCAACUGCCGGGGCGCCACUUUCGUCAACCACGCCUCUUGCGUCCUGGAGAGCCGCAAGGGCGGCACCGGAAACCUCGGCCGCCGCGUUCGCAGGAUAUUCGUGGAGCCGCCGCCGAACAGCGAGAGGAGGCUGUCGCCCGAACACGAAGGAGGCUGUCGCCGUCGCCCGGGCAACCAGAGCCAGAGGAGGGCGGGGAGCUCGGGAGAAGACUGA